UUGCAGGAGGAAAGCAGUAGAAGAAGAACAGUACGCUACAUUAAUAAAUUAAUGUGUGCUUUAAUACUGCUGAGGUUUUUUGCGUUAUACCUGUUUAAUGAAAGUUUCUGGCUUUUAACAUGGAACAGACAGCUCACCAACACCGCGGCUUCCUCUCCUGCAGCUGCACCUCUCAAAAGGAGUAACACGUUCUGUGGAUGAUAAACUGCUCAAUAAGUGUGUCAAGAUGAUGACUGAUAUCAUCGUGUUGUGUUUCACUUUGGCCAUCUCCGUGUCCUUCUGGAUCAUAUCCAUAGCUAUCAGUGCUUACUCCGGUACAUUGCAGCCUGUGUCUCCGUGGCGAUGGCUGUUCUCAGUUCUGGUCCCACUUAUUAUCACAUCUCGUGCUCUGAAGAAAAAGAGUCUUGAUUUUGGUGGUUGUUUGGGCGCAUUGCUCGUUGGUUUUAUUCUCACCUUGGCCAACAUGAGCUUCUUGGCAGCUUUGUUUGCCUUCUUCAUCACCUCCAGCAAGCUGACACGAUGGAAGGGUGCGGUCAAGAAACGCAUCGACUCUGAAUAUAAAGAAGGUGGUCAGAGGAACUGGAUCCAGGUUUUCUGUAAUGGAGGCGUGCCAACAGAACUGGCUUUGCUUUACAUGAUCGAAGUUGGCCCAGGUGAGAUGCCUGUAGAUUUUACGAUGCAGUACUCCGCAUCGUGGAUGUGCUUGUCACUCCUGGGAGCUUUGGCUUGCAGUACAGGUGACACUUGGGCUUCGGAAAUUGGUCCUGUUCUCAGCAAGAGCCAACCCAGGCUCAUUACCACAUGGAAGGAAGUCCCAGCAGGUACCAAUGGAGGAGUGACUGUUGUUGGUCUUGUAGCUAGCUUGCUCGGUGGAGCCACUGUGGGCACGGCUUACUUCAUGUCUCAGCUGCUGCUGGUUAGUGAUCUGCAUUUGGCAGCCCCUCAGUGGCCUAUUGUUGUGUACGGCACUGUGGCGGGCUUACUCGGCUCGUUGCUCGACUCUUUGCUGGGUGCGGUCAUGCAAUAUUCAGGCUAUGAUGAAAGCACUGGGAAGGUUGUCAACUUUCAGGCUCCAAAAAUAAAGUGGAUAUGUGGGAAACCCAUUUUGGAUAACAAUGGAGUAAACCUCUUCUCCUCGGUCCUCAUAGCUCUGAUCCUGCCAGGAAUUGCAUGGGGUGUCUGGCCCACGCGCUGAUCCAGUAAAGGACACUGUGUACAGCUGCUAUUGGAUUUGCAACAAAUGUGCUUGCAAGUCAGUUAGAUGCCCCUAGCUAGUGUGUUUUUUUUUUUUUUUUAAAUUUGGGAUCAUAUGGGCCUGACCUGGAGAUGAAAUCGUUAGAUUAAAAUCCAUCUUUUGGUGUGAUUAAUGUGAAUAUUGUGUUACAAUUUUAGUGACUCUUAUUAAAGAUUAUUUUAAAGA
Messenger RNA from Neoarius graeffei (lesser salmon catfish), 1420 nucleotides. RefSeq names its product transmembrane protein 19 (gene tmem19). The transcript is spliced from 7 exons. Gene Ontology annotation, cellular component: membrane. Lineage: Eukaryota; Metazoa; Chordata; Actinopteri; Siluriformes; Ariidae. The coding region runs from base 227 to 1195 and encodes 322 amino acids. The record is from RefSeq and is a predicted model, not a curated record.